This is a messenger RNA of Annulohypoxylon maeteangense, 2506 nucleotides long. Its product is annotated as ankyrin. Lineage: Eukaryota; Fungi; Ascomycota; Sordariomycetes; Xylariales; Hypoxylaceae. The coding region runs from base 109 to 2304 and encodes 731 amino acids. Gene Ontology annotation, molecular function: protein binding. The record is from RefSeq and is a predicted model, not a curated record. The transcript is spliced from 3 exons.
GUUUCCCCUGCCGGGAAGGGGUUAUAUUUCUUAUAUCUUUCCAGUCAUAUUUUUGUUUGUUUUAUUUUUCUAGAGUUUUUGUGGUAAACUCUUUCUCCAAUCAUCAAAAUGAAUUCGGCCUCACCUACCACUAGCGCCUCUACUAACAGAGGGGGUCGUCCUAAGGAUUGGACUGAACCCCGCGCUCGCAGAUUAGUGCGGCUCUACAUUUAUACAAGAUUACCUUUUGACCUUAUAUUGAAACUCUUAGAAGAAGGCCUUUGGAAACCUGGUAAAGAUGCCGCCAACAAAGUAAAAAACUCACUCCUCGGUAACGAUCCUCGAUGGAUAAGACCUAAAGACGACGAAGACGAGAGAAGACGUAUCGCAGCUCUCAGGAAUAGCCGGCGCGGGGCGAAGUUUCACCAUAGGAGGUCUACCUCGCACUCUGCUAGCUAUGAUGACGAUACUCUGACUCCUACUCGAUCAAGUCGCCAUUCCUUCGAGAAGUCAGGCACAUCUACUCCGUUCAAGAAUGAACAAAUUGAUCCCACCGGCCAAGUUGGUGCCAACAUUCCGAUUUUUGGUUACGAUGAACAUGGGUCCCAAAUAUACCCUCCUUGGAUCCCGAGUGGCCUUGACGGUUCUCGUCAGGAUACUGGCCUAACUAAUUCCACUGAAACAAGCAUGAGCAGUAGUUUUCGCGAGAAACUCUCUACGGUGUCUCACGACCAAGUGAAGGGGGCCUGGCGCGUUUUGAAACAAUUCACCUUUCCCAAAGGUCCCGAAUUACAACGAGAAAUUUCCUUGUCUCCGAUCGCCUCCCCUGGAUCUCAAUUCCAGCCUGCUCAGCGAGGUUUCCGUAACCCAGGUGGAUCAACCGUUUAUGCUCCAUUUAGCGCAGAGUACGCUGUUCCCGGCAACUUUCUCGAUGCGAAUUUAUCUACCAGAAGAAGCGCAUGCGAGAAUACAUCUGAAUUCCACGAGAUGGGCACCUGUUGGUGUCGGAUCGCUAACGACCUAACGUCGAUCGAGGCUUUAUGGCCGAUUCAUGGCGAUAUAAUUUCCACUCAUAUCAAUUAUUCCGACGAUAUAUACCAAAGAACAGACGCUUUUGGUAAUACAGCGUUCCACCGUAUUGCUGCUACGGGCGAAAAUCCAGUUCUUUUCCUUAAUCUUUUAUCCCAAGCAUUAGGAGACCCCCACUCACUAGUUCACGCCACAAAUACAGCUGGUCAGACAUUUCUGCAUGUCCUCCAUCGGUCUUGGUUUGAUGAAAUACCACUCUUGGAACAGCUUCUUAACGUACUCAAUAACUAUCCCGACUUUAACAUUAUGGCAACGGAUGUGUACGGGCGUAGCUUUGCUCACCUGCUCCAGAAUAAUAACAUGGAUACUGCUUAUCACCUGGCGCACUUGUUUGAUUGCGACUUACUCGAACGGCGGGAUGCCUUCGGAGUGAAACCCGUGAAGCCUCGACCAGCGGACGCCGCGCCUAGUACGUUGCUGAUACAGCGCCAUAAUAGCCCAAUGGAUACGAUAAGCCCAAGAAGGGCAGAGAUCCCUCCAACAAUAAUCGACAUACCUUCAAAUUAUGGAGAUGAAUUUCUAUUUCGACAACGCGAGCUUCUAACGAUAGUUCUUGACGCUGUCAAGGUCGAUAGUGUUAAUUCAACAAAUCCAAACCCCCGGUCCGAAGAUUCGCGCGGACGCAACGCGCUGCAUUGUCUUGCAGAAGUUGUAUUAAACGUAAAGAAUGUUCAAGAACAUACGUACGAUAAUCAGCGACAGCGAAAACGCAAAUACAGCGAAGAAGACGGAGAAUCGAGGUCAGAGGGCAGCGAUACUAAAAAACGACUAGAAUACCUCGAAGGAAUCCUCUCUGCACAUGCAGAUGUCAAUCUCUAUGAUUGUCAAGGACAAACUCCCCUGAUGGCGUUCGUCAAGUAUCGACCAGAAGACUCUAGAGAGGAUAAGGAUGCCAUGGAGAUGAUUAUCAAGAGACUGCACAAUGCUGGGGCCAACUUGGAAGCACGAAACCGUGAAGGAGAAACAGCACUUCACGUCGCUGCCAGAUUCGGAAAGAAGGUCGCAUUGAAGGAGCUUCUCCAGUUGGGCGCUAACCCGUACGUUCGGGACGCCUGUGGCCUUAGCGUCCUUGCGGCGAUCGACGACCGCUGGGCUAACGCUGAGGACGGCCUGCACAUUGCGCGCUUAGAAGCUUGUCGAGGUGUCUUCACUAGCCUCGCGCGACCCGCGGCCCAGGAGCCCACCGUGUUACAGGAAUGGGGGGUAAAGCAACCAACACCUGCGUCGUCACGGUAGCUGAUGCCCUUACACCGUCACGAGCGACGAUGUAUGAUUAACUGGGCGGGUAAGAGUUCUGAUUUCAUUGUUGUGGUUUCUGGAGUUCGAUACCCUUGUACAAAUGUUUUUGGGGCGUUUGGGGCCUUGUAAAUUAAGCGUACAAUACAGUUCAUAGAUCGGGUGUACUUUAGUGGGUGGAAUACAAUCAUUUCGUCUUCAG